Messenger RNA from Amphiprion ocellaris (clown anemonefish), 3345 nucleotides. Its product is annotated as tripartite motif-containing protein 16-like. The record is from RefSeq and is a predicted model, not a curated record. The transcript has a single exon. NCBI's taxonomy places the organism in Eukaryota, Metazoa, Chordata, Actinopteri, Pomacentridae. Bases 819 to 2663 code for a protein of 614 amino acids. Gene Ontology annotation, molecular function: protein binding; zinc ion binding.
AAAUGACUCGGUGACGUCGUUUUCUUCAAUAUCUUUGGAAUUAAAAGCUGUUAUCAUUUCAUAUUCCAGCUAUUCUUAAAAAAAACAUGUUUUUGAAAUCAUUCCAUUUAGAUUUCUAAGUUAUCUUUCAUAUUUUGUAAGAAAUUAUAAUAACUGUAUUCCCGCCCCAGGCUUCCAUGAGUGUGUUAUUAUCAUGUGUCUUCAAACUAGCCUGCUUUAUAGCUAGCUAACACUAGCUGGGUCAGUAUCAGUAAAAAGUGUCAUUGAGGCUUCAUGAUUUCUCCCCCAAAGAGUGAAAAUGUUCCACUGAGUUUCAUGAUUAAAGUCGACCUUAGACUGCUGUAAAUGCAUGUUGUUCAAGUUGCACCACUUUUUAUGGAUUUACUGCAAGCAGAUAAGAUGUGAGCAAACAGUAAAAUGUGUCCAUCCUGUCCAGGACAAAGUCAAAGAGAAUAAAUACAGUUUUAGAACAUCCUGAUUAUAAAACGGACAUUUUCAGAAAGUUCUGGGUUCUGGCUAACUUUUAUUCCACUUCAUGUUCUAUGUUAUUCUAUUUAUUUCUGCUGUACUCUUUUGUUCUGUUGGGUUGUUUUUCUAGGUUUCUUCCUGGAAUGAAGUCCAGCCUGAUAAGCCUCCUCUCCUUCCUGCUCUACAAACACACAUUUCCUGGUUCCUCCCUUCAGAUCUGCACUCUGCAGACGGCUGGAAGAAGCUGACAGGAACCCGUUCACUGCAGAAACACAUGAUUUGUAGAUCAGAGCUCAGACUAGUUUCAUGUUUGAGGAAGUGAAACUUAGUCUGUGUGAGCCAGAGGAGAAAUGGCGCAGCAAAGAAAUCAGUCAGAUUCAGAGAAACUCUCUUGUUCCAUCUGUCUGGAUCUCCUGAAGGAUCCGGUCUCUACUUCCUGUGGACACGACUACUGCAUGGACUGUAUUAAAACCCACUGGGAUGGAGAGGAUGGGAAGAGAAUCUACAGCUGCCCUCAGUGCAGGAAGACUUUCACACCAAGACCUGUCCUGGAGAAACACGUGCUGUUAGCAGAUUUAGUGGAGGAGCUGAAGAAGACCAGACUCCAAGCUGCUGCUGCUGAAGAUGAUGAUGAUCUCUGCUAUGCUGGACCUGGAGAUGUGUCCUGUGAUUCCUGCACUGGGAGGAAACUGAAAGCCUUCAAGUCCUGUUUAUUCUGUCUGGUCUCUUUCUGUGAGCAGCACCUCCAGCCUCACUAUCAAUCUCCUGCUUUUAAGAAACACCAGCUGGUGGAACCCUCCAAGAACCUCCAGGAGAACAUCUGCUCUCGUCAUGAUGAGGUGAUGAAAAUUUUCUGUCUCACUGAUCAGCAGUUGAUCUGUUCUCUGUGUUCCUUGGAUGAACAUAAAGGCCAUGAAAGCGUCUCAGCAGCAGCAGAAAGGAAGAAGAAGCAGAAGGAGCUGGAGGUGAGUCGACUGAACGUCCAGCAGAGAAUCCAGGACAGACAGAAAGACGUGAAGAUGCUUCAACAGGAGCUGGAGGACAUCAGAGUCUGUGCUGAUAGAACAGUGGAGGACAAUGAGAAGAUGUUCAGCGAGAUGAUCCAACUCAUCCAUAACAGACAGCGAGAUGUGGAGCAGCAGAUCAGAUCCCAGCAGAAGACUGAAGAGAGUCGAGUCAAAGAGCUUCAGGAGAAGCUGGAGCAGGAGAUCAGGGAUCUGAAGAGGAAAGAUGCUGAGCUGAAGCAGCUCUCAGAUACACCAGAUCACAGCCAGUUCCUCCACAACUACCCCUCAGUGUCAGCACUCAGUGAGUCCAAACCCUCAUCCAGCAUCGACAUCCGUAAUCUGAGACACUUUGAGGACGUGACAGCAGCUGUGAAAGAGCUCAGAGAUCAUCUACAGAACAUUCUGAGGGACACGUGGACAAACAUCUCACUGGCAAUCACUGAAGUGGAUGUUCUACUGUCAGAACCACAACCAAAGACCAGAGAUGGAUUCUUAAAAUAUUCCAGAGAAAUCACUCUGGAUCCAACCACAGCACACAGUUUUCUGUUACUAUCUGAAGGGAACAGAAAAGUAACAUUUAUGGGACAAGACCAGCAUUAUCCUGAUCAUCAAGAGAGAUUCACUGUUUGGUUUCAGGUCCUGAGUAAAGAGAGUCUGACUGGACGAUGUUACUGGGAGGUGGAGUGGAGAGGAGGACACAUUGAAGUUUCAGUCGCAAAGAAGAAUAUCUGCAGAAAAGGAAACUCAAAGGAAUGUAGAUUUGGAUGUAAUGACAAAUCUUGGUCUUUGAUUUGUUCCACCAACAGAUAUAUAUUUUGGUACAACAACAUCAUCACUACCGUCUCUGGUCCUGAGUCCUCCAGAAUCGGAGUCUAUCUGGAUCACAGAGCAGGUAUUCUGUCUUUCUACAGCGUCUCUAAAACCAUGACUCUCCUCCACAGAGUCCAGACCACAUUCACUGAACCUCUACAUGCUGGAGUUUGGCUUUCAUAUGAUGUUGGAAACACUGCAGAGUUCCUGAAAGUCAAACAGUAUUUCCAGAGUCUGAGGUUCAUGUUCAGCCCUGAUUUAAGUUCACGACACACGACUGUUCAAAAGUCUGGAUCACUGAGAAAUGGCCUGAUUUUAGACAGAAAAGCAGGUUUUGUUGCAACUUCAACUCAUUUAAAGCAACUUUUACCACUUUAGAGCAACUUUAACUCAGUUAGAGAAACUUUUAUUCAUUUAAAGCAACUUCAACUCAUUUAAAGCAACUUUUACCACUUUAGAGCAACUUUAACUCAGUUAGAGAAACUUUUAUUCAUUUAAAGCAACUUUUCCUCAUUUAGAGCAACUUUUACUCAUUUAAAGCAACUUUUACCACUUUAGAGCAACUUUUACCACUUUAGAGCAACUUUUAUUCAUUUAAAGAAACUUUAACUCAUUUAAAGCAACUUUUAUUCAUUUAGAGCAACUUUAACUCAUUUAAAGCAACUUUAAUUCAUUUAGAACAACUUUAACUCAUUAACUUCAUUAACAGUGAAGGACUUUUAACGUCCUUCUGAAUCUGCUCUUUGCUUUCCUUUGAUUUCAAUUCAUGUUUCUUCAACCUCAUGUUUAGUGAUGCAUUUAAGGAACCAGCUGAAGUGAAGGAAAAAUCAGCUUUUUCUUCAGAUGUUCACUUCGUUUCUCUUUCACGGGGAUAUAUAUGUACAGAAUGUGUUGGAUUUAUAUUUUAUUUUGGUUUUUCUGGGGACAAAUAAUGAAAUUUUAUUGCAGUCAGUUGUCAUUUAAUAAUCUGACUUGGUGAUUUCUAAUUUUGUUGGUGUGUUUUGUUUUGUUUGUGAUUCAGCUUCAUGUUAAUCUGCAAAUAAACGACAAUAAAACAACA